This is a messenger RNA of Juglans microcarpa x Juglans regia, 1443 nucleotides long. RefSeq lists its product as uncharacterized. The coding region runs from base 112 to 1272 and encodes 386 amino acids. The transcript has 10 exons. NCBI's taxonomy places the organism in Eukaryota, Viridiplantae, Streptophyta, Magnoliopsida, Fagales, Juglandaceae. The record is from RefSeq and is a predicted model, not a curated record.
GGGCCCCGCAGCUCCGUCACUGCCCCAACUGUCCUUUUCCGUAUCUCUGCGUACUUGCUAUUUAACGGAAAAUCUGGAGGGAGUCCGGAAUAGGAGAAGGAGAACGUUGAAAUGGCAAUGGCUGUGAGACCGAGAAGCACAGGGAUCCCACCUUGGUCUUCUUCGAUGGUAUCGUUAUCAUCAGUACCAGUUCGUAUGGGGUUCAAGUUCGAUACGAAGUCAUCGGCGAAUAGAAUUCCGUUUCUGAAAGCAAUUCGAAGUUCUCAAGCUCAAGCUCAAGCUCAAGCAUCAGCCUCCACUGUUUCUCGUAAACAGCGACGGCCUCAGAACGUAGACGGAGAGUUCUUUGUUGACCACACAUGCAUAGACUGCGAUGCUUGUCGAUGGAUGGCUCCGCAAACUUUUGCACGAGUUGAUGAACAGUCUGCAGUUCUUAAACAACCAUUAUGUGAAGAGGAACGACUAAAAGCUCUACAGGCCUUGAUUUCAUGUCCAACAAGCUCAAUCCGUACAGAGAAACCUCCUCCUGAUAUUCUACACGUGCAGAAAACAUUUCCGCUUCCAAUAGAUGAGCAGAGAGUUCCAGGUGUUUAUCACUGUGGUUAUCAUUCUCCGAAAUCACAUGGGGCAGCUUCUUAUUUGAUUGUUCAUCCUGAAGGAAAUAUACUUAUAGACAGCCCAAGAUUUACUGAGAGACUUGCAAGUAAUAUUGAGAAGCUGGGUGGGGCACGUUACAUGUUUCUGACCCACGAGUACUUACUCAACACAAGUGUAAAACUUUAUAUAAAGUGUUUCCAAGUGAUAUCAAUAUAUCUUAUGGUGCACAGGGAUGACAUAGCAGAUCAUGAGAGGUGGUCAAAGCGACUAAAGUGUGAUAGAAUUCUGCACUCUCUAGAGGUUGAUGAUUCUACUGCAAAUGUAGAGAUAAAGCUAGAGGGGAGUGGCCCCUGGAGCCUUUUCGAGGACAUCCAACUCAUACACACUCCAGGCCACACAGAAGGAUCAGUCUGCUUAUUUUAUACGUCCCUCGAUAUUUUGUUCACUGGGGAUCAUCUGUUUAUGACCGAAUCUGGGCUGGACUUUUCAGAGAAGUUCAACUUUUAUUCAGUUCCCAUACAAUUGAACAAUGUUCGGUUUCUGUUAGACUUGGACUUCAAGUGGUUGCUACCCGCUCAUGGAAGGAGACUUCAAUUUAAAGAUUACCAGGAGAAAAAUUCAACUCUGGAGACCUUCCUGCAGAAGAAGUCCAGUAAUAUAGAUGUGUACGCAUAACGCACUUUAUAAGUUUCAAAUCCGUUUGGUUGUAUAUGGGAUUGUGUACUGUAAUCUUAUUGUCUAUUCGCCCAAACCCUCACUGGGAUAAGAACUGGACAUGAUUUUGAUUAUGGCCACGAUAGCUGAAUAGAAUUCAAAGGUAUAAAAACCUGCCAUGUAUGUAUGUAA